AUGAGAGCUUUUACUGUUACUCUUAACUGUGCUGCCAUCUUGAAUUAUGACGUUGUCAUCACGCCGGGGUUGGCGGGGAUCGUCCGACUGAAACCGGAGUCAGAAAUCCGGUUUCAGGGGGGCCUUCCAGAUGAAUUUCCGACUCAGAGCUUAGAAAUCCAGACUUCCGAGUACGACUGGAACGCAGCAUAA
Xyrichtys novacula (pearly razorfish) is the source of this 192-nucleotide messenger RNA. NCBI's taxonomy places the organism in Eukaryota, Metazoa, Chordata, Actinopteri, Labriformes, Labridae. The record is from the annotation of a GenBank genome assembly.